Prorocentrum cordatum is the source of this 2142-nucleotide messenger RNA. The record is from the annotation of a GenBank genome assembly. NCBI's taxonomy places the organism in Eukaryota, Dinophyceae, Prorocentrales, Prorocentraceae.
AUGCGCGAUGCAGAGUAUCCGUUUUUGAUCUGCGACGAGCUGGCGCUGCCCCUGUUCGAGGCGGCCACGAGCACGGCCAUUAUCGAGUUAUGUUUCUGGCUUCUUAAACGAGGACAGGUUCAGUUAGGCCUCUCUGUCACCCCGGGGGCCCGACAGCGGCCGAGGACCGACGAGUGCCUGAUGCCCCUGGGGCCCGCCAUCACGUUGCACGACGAGGCAUGGGGGGCGCACGCAAUCGACCUGCUGACCAUGACUGGCUUCAGCAUGAGCGGUAGUGUCGUGGACCUUCGCCCGAUCACACUUCUGCCAGUAAUCUACAAGUGGCGCAGUCACAGCCUGCGGCUCCUGCUUGGGGGCCCAGCUGCGCCUUUCCUGUUCAAUCUGAGACUCGACGCCCUGAUCGAUGUGUUCGCGCGGCGCUGCGAGCGCCGCGGAUGGGGAUGGGGUUUCCGCUGGCAGGUCUUCCUUUUAGAUGCGCCAGGUUUUUACGCGCGCAGGAGCAAGCGCUGGAGCGCGGCCGACAAGGCCAUGCCCGCAAGCUCCGCCCCUGAAGGUGUCUCUGGUUCCUGUGGUCGCGAGCGCGCCGCGACGUCUGGCAACCGCUCCCCGCUGUUCCUCGAGAGUGAAGUGGAGGCCGUGCUGCCCCAGACCCCAUCCACAGCUGCCGCGGACCACCCGGGGGCUUGCACUCCAGUUCGCGACCUGCUGACGGGCAACCCGUGGGUGAUAGCGGCGGGCGAGACACUCCCGAACCGUCUUUCGGACGUCAUCAUCACCGCCGAGGUCCGCGUGGACAAGUUGAAGUACGCGUGUGAGGAGGCGUCGAAGAAUGUGCCUCCUUCGGCUGGAUACACCGAGACCAUGAUCAUGGAGUGCAUCUCGGACUUCAUGAGUUCGGACGCCGCGCCCCUCUUGGCGUGGGAGUCCGAGACCGCGGAGAGGGGCUGCGCGCGUGAGGGCGUGGAUCAUUCUCCCGCGGCGGGCUUCGCGAGGGUGGCUGCGCGGCCUCCCGCGGCGGCGCUGCCGCCCGAGGCCGCUCGCGAGCGCCGCGCGCGCGGCGCGUGCAACGGCGGGGAGGUGUUGGCGACCCCCGCGCCGGGCGGGCCGAGGGUCGGUGUCCAGCGCGACGGCCGCGCGGCCGACCUCGCCAUCGAGGACGGAGAGGAUGGCGCCGGCGAGGGCGGCGGGGAGGGCAGCUUCGAGGAGAUUGGCUUGAGGCCUGUCGCCGCCGCUCGGCGGCCGCUCGCCCUGGGGGCCGCGGCCCCGCCCGCGCCCGUUGCCGCCGACCGGGCUCGGUGGAGGCCCGCCGCGCCGCCGCGGGCCCGCCGAGGUCGCGCUCGGGGCCUCGUCGAGAUCGCGCAACUGAGGCGCGAGGAGUCUCUCCGCAGGGCCGAGAAAGCCUUGGAGGCAGAGCAGCAGCUACUGGGCGAGGCGCGCCACCGCCACGCCGUGGGGCAGGCGCGGGGCCUCGUGGAGAUCGGGCGCCACCUCGCUCCCGCCGAGGGCAUAGGCGAAGCCGUCGCGCCCGCGUCCUUCUCGAUGGGCGGUGGCGCCGAGGGGGGCUGCCAGUCCAUGUGCGCGGGUCAAUGUGAGGCCCCUCUACGCAGGUCCAUGUGCGCUGCCUUUAGCAGCGAGCUCUGCCGGUCCAUCAGCGCCGUCAGCGGGCACGACGCGGGCGUUCCCGGGCCUGGCGGUGGCGCCCUCGUUCCGGAGCGCGCGGACGGCCGCCGCCGCAGCGCCCGCGCGCCGAGUCCCAUGAAGGCGGAGGCCUUCCGCCUCUCGCUCUCGCAGGAGCCCCGCCCGCUGGCGCCAGGCGAGCCGCCCCCGCCCAUCGCCUCGGGCCCCGUGGCGGACCCGGGGCGAAUGCUGGACGCCGGCUACUGCCCGAAGGAGAUCUGCCCAGGGCCCAGCUCACUGCUCACGUGCACCGAUCUAGCCCUCUCUGGGCUAGGCUGGCAGGACAUCGAGCGGCUCUGGGCCCAGAAGACGCGGCUCGACGGCCUCUUCGACUCGGGCCGGGGCGACCUCUACAGGAGGGCGAGGGAGCAGGCCAGGCCUAUUUCCCCGCGCUGCGCUCCUCUUCCCAGGCCCGUCGGUCCGCAUCCCAAUCGUCUCGCCGAGUUCUACGCCGUGCAUCCAUAG